Messenger RNA from Hermetia illucens (black soldier fly), 12015 nucleotides. RefSeq lists its product as uncharacterized. The transcript has 9 exons. Lineage: Eukaryota; Metazoa; Arthropoda; Insecta; Diptera; Stratiomyidae. Bases 1059 to 7571 code for a protein of 2170 amino acids. Gene Ontology annotation, cellular component: plasma membrane; apical junction complex. Gene Ontology annotation, biological process: cell-cell junction organization. The record is from RefSeq and is a predicted model, not a curated record.
AAUCGUCGUUACACAGGAGAGAAACUCCAUGGAAAGCUUACCUCUGAUAAUAGUGUCUCACCUUCCAGGUGAGCGGGAAAAAGCGAUUCGGCGGGUAUGCCAGCGAAAAACAGUUUACGGUAGUUUCGGAACGAACUGAGUCGAGCGAACAAUUAUGCGCAACGUGUUCAGCACCAGACAAAACAAUCGCAUUUCUUCGAUGCAAUCUUUGUUAUUAUUCGCGUUUAGUGCAAAUCCGUUGAGCUUUAUCUAGAGUUAGAAAAGUAUCUUAGAUAAGGCUACCUGUGAUUUCUGAAACAAAGGUCUGUUCGUGCUGAAACACAUCAGUUCUAGUGUGAAAUCCAAGAUCAAGUUCGCUGGCGAGUGCAUGUCGUUUUUGCACUUCUAGAAAAGGUGCGUUCGCGUUUUUAUCUGAAAAGUAGUUCAAUACCCGUUCCAAGGAAGUGCGUGCAUAUCUUGAACUUAGCGCGCGGUUCAAACCGCUUUGAAGUUCGAGUUCGAGGUGCGGUAGAGUGUCCAAGUGCAUGCUGAGCCAUAGUCCGUGUUUGCCCGUAUCAAGCGUUCAUCACACUCGAGGUGCAUACGAAGAGAAUGUGAUAGAACCCACCGCGUACUAAGUGCGCGCAUAUCGCGAAUUUAUUGAGUGAUAGCCACAAAUAACAAAAAGCCUUAUUCAACCCGAUCUUGCGAGAAUAUUGGAUUACUUCGAAAAACUGUCAUCGUCAGCAGCGACCGCAGUUCUACCGGAUUCCAGACAAGCCUCUCGUUUGUGGCUUUGAUCGCUUUACAGUAAAUGGAAUGUAUCUUUCCGCGCUUCAGUUUAUGACGUGAAAACAUCAGCGACAAAUCAUCGACACAGUUUAUAUGUUUUGGCGGAGGAGUGAAGUGUGAAAGGUGGUCAUUAUCGCGUGUGCGAAUGACUCCGCUAAUUAUGUAUCGUUACUAAUGUGAAAGUUAAAAAGGAAGCAUUUAGCGUAUAUUCUUAGAGUUAGUCCUAACAUAGUUACAACGAAAAGUUCGAUUAAACACUUCGAGGAGAUCUAGAAUUUCAUGGCAAAAUGAUGGAUCCACUAGACUACGAUGGGAUGUUCUCGAGUACAGAUACACCAACAUGGAUGUUGUCGCCGUUUGACCAACAAGAUGCAACUUUUCUUUCAUCUUCACGGCAAAUGUUGGAAACCAUCGUGGAAGAGACAUCCGACGAUGAAGAGAUCCAUCAGAGCUGGUCGCAGUUCGAAAACGUUUGGAGCGAAGAAUCCGAUACUGGUUCAGUAAUACGAAUUGAAUUGCAUAACGAUCAAGAUUCAAUAUCCGAACGAGAUUUCGCCUGCCCACCGAAGCGACCACGUCACGAUGAUCUUCUCGUGGUUGAUGAACUUUCCAUUACGUCCAAUAGUAUACGAAAAUUUCCCCGAAACGAAAACCUACUAAUACCCGAAAUAACCACCGAUAGUCCUGGCUAUCGGGGAAGCAAACGAUUCGACGAACUCUAUUCCGAUUCCGAUACUUUGUCGUACAACUCCCUGAGUCGCUCCUCGUCUCUAAUUCAAUUUGAAUCGUUGGAACGGCAACUGCAGGGGGGCGAUCUUGCUGUGACUGCAGCAUCAGCGAUGGGUCAAUCCUCCCCGUCCUUGGCAACCUAUGAUAAUAGUGGCGACAUGAGAGCGGAGGAAGGGUGCAUAAGAAGAUACGAAAGUUCCGAUGGAAGACUGCAUCAGACUUACUUUGAUCUUGCCAAAAUUGAAUUUAACAACGAUUUGAUCUUUAGAGCGAAGAGCGAUUCAGAGUCCAGCGACAACAGCAUCCUCUCGCAUGAGGAGCGGGUGCUGAAGACAAAGACUGAUGGGACGAGCAACGAGGCCUGCGUGGAAGCUGAACGGGCGAAGGGCGGCCGAUCUGCGAACGACCAAAGGGCAUGCUACAAGGGGAAGAAUUCCGCUGAGAAUUUGAGCGAAGACAGCGGAUACUGCGAAUAUAUCUCGGCGCUGAGGAUCAAGUCCAAAAGUAUUCCGAACUUCCUCAGGUCCAACGAGAAAUUCUGUGAGGAAGACGAAUUCUUUGAGAAUCACAAAAGUCUCGAGAUGAUCUACGACAAUUCCAGGGGCGGGAAUGCCAGGCACGAGGACAUGGAUGCCGCAGACGGGACCGAAAUAGCUGCAAAACAUGAAAAUAAUGUGGAUCUCGGCUGGUAUAAUGGCGACGUUAAAAAUAAAAUGUAUCGAGAGAACAUUUCGUGCUCGUCACCGCGAUCGUCGCCUUCACCGUCUCCUUCACGAUCCACGGCGUCGUCGCCGUCUUCGACCACUUCCUCCUCGUUGUUUCAGCGUGUCUCGAGCAGUCUGCCCAACGUGCGUCUGCAGUUCAACCACGACAAUUCUGACGCGAGAUGCCAGCCCUUCUAUCACGACCGCGAUCACGCAGUUUACGGAUUCAGUGAAAGUGAUAACGACGAGCGCAUUGAUAAGACGGAGUUGCGGGCGGUCGCAAGUGUUCCAAAUAAUUUGUACUUGAACGAGACGGGGUGCGAGGCUGGCAGUUCAGAGCGCGGUAAUAAUGAUCGUGAGUCGUGCGUCCAAUUGCAGGAAGACGAAGACAACGAUUUCAUAUGGAAUCUAAGAUCGCCGAAAUUCGUUCGCUCUCAAAAUAGAUCGUCGGGCGGUAAAAAGUAUCUUACAUCGAAAAAACUAUCUGCAGUAGCAGCAGCCAGCGCGGUAGGGGGAGUGGGUGCUGCCCAGAAUUAUCUGAACGCAAGCUACAAUAACCUGACGCUACUAGAUUAUUCCGGCCAUAGGAGCAGCUUUAAUAUGUCCGAUUACAGCGGAAAUUCGAAAAGGAGUUCAAGGGAAUUCGAUUUGGGCAAAGGGAACUUUCUGCUCGACGAGAUAUCGUCGCAUUUCGAUAAGAAUUUGUCUAUUUUGAGUGGAAGGGAGAGGGACAGUGAUCUUAUCAGUGAGUUCUUGAAGGGGGACAUGGGUGGUAGUCGCGAGCAUGGAGGCCAGAAGGAAGGUCCUGAAAUGCGCAGGAAGAGUGAGGAGAAUUUGUCGUCGGUUGUGUUUAGGAAGCUGAACACUGAAGUCGAACCGCUUCAGCGGAGAAGCCUUGAAACGUUCGAUGUAAGUCCUACCAAUUUGAAAACUGCCUACGCGGAAAGCUUGGAGAGCUGCGACUUCGACUGCGCUGAUAACCGUUCCAAGCUUGAACAUUCCACCCCUAUUAAACGCGGUCUUGUCGCCAGCACCCCUAACCUGAACACGUUCAAAAAUGCUGGUAACACGGGGGAUAUCGAAGAUCAAAUCCUCACCACCUCCAGUGCCCAUAACUCCUUGGCGGCUAUUCCGGGCGAAAGCAAACGCCUAGGGAUCCUGAUUUCAGGACCAGCCGGGUCGCGGAAUUCUCUAGGCAAGGGGGUGAGCUUCUGCCCGUUUGUAUCUGAGAUCAGUUUCCGGGAACAAUCGUCUGAAGAGGCUCCAGAUGAGCCCGACUCCCUCGAGGACUGCUAUGCAACGAACCCCGUCCAAUCUGCAGCGUUGUCAGCUGAUCGCGAUACGGUUGAUCGCCCAGCCUCCGAGCAGAUGGACCACGAGCACAGCCGCGUUGUCAGCGAUCAGACCGCGGCUAAUUCAAGCGAUCGCGUGGGCGUACAGCAAACAGGCGCACAAGUACUCGCGGUAAAUAGCGAAAUUAUCAACAAAAGGCCCUCGAGCGGCGACGGAUCCGAGCAGCAGAGGUUCAGCCACAAUCGCUCCGCAGCCACAAUCAGUAAUGAGUCGAUCGUUGAGGAGUGCGGUCUGGUGAGUGCAGACAGUUGUGAUAGUGGCGGUGAUGGUGGCUUCCACGACGGCGACGAAGAGUGCGAUAUCAACUACGAUAUUCCGAUAACAGUGGAGAUGUUCGCUAGUGAUCAGAUGAGUAGCCAAGUGAAUGUGCCAAGCUCGAAUCUUGAAAAUGAUAACGCUCGUGACCGGAGCCCGAAUAGUGUGAGUGAAUUAGUGGCGAAAAUUAAUAACAAUAAUAACAGCGGUGGCGGCGGUAACAAUAAUUGCGGCAUUGGGGCCAGCAUCAGUACUAACGGUAACGGCAAUCAGUAUCAUCAUCAUCAGCAGCAGCAGCAGCCAGUUGAGCAAUACUCGGAGCAGAGCAAUUACAGAAGCAACCAAAAAAUGCCGAAUUACGAGGUGAACACCGUCAGUGGGGGAAACGGGAACGGGAACACAAAGCCAGCGCCAACAACCGGAACUGACUUAUUAAGCGCGAAAUUCAAACCCAAACCGGAUGAGAAGCGACACAAAAAUGGUUUUCUAUCGCGUUUCGCUGGCGGAUUCCGUUUCUCGCUGCGCCGCAAGAAAAAAUCCGCAGCAGGUGAUAAGAAUACCAAUGAGCAGCCACUGAACUACUCGCAGCAGCAGCAACAACAAAAACAAGGUCAGGUAGCGUCUGCGAAUUCGGCAAACAAAAACCUCAAAUCCUCAUCCGCACCCAAGAACACCCCCGACUAUGUUUACAUACCCUUGAGAGACCCGAGCCCUAAUCGGCAAAUCACCUCGACCGAGAAAACACCACCUGCUGAUGACGAUGUCUUCGAUUCACCCUGCAACAGUGACCAUUCAGCCGAAACGGCCGAUGCAACCCCCGAACGGCAUCUACCCUUCGGUGCCGGAACUAACAACAUUGAUAAGAACCACGUGUUGCUUGUGGGCAAACCACCCCUUCCCAAGCAGCCACCACGUGUAGUUGGGGUUUGCGAAAAGGUGCGCGCAGGUCCGACGGCCCUCUCGCCCGCUCAACAAUACCAGGCCACCCUCAAUAUGUACACAAACGGCGGAGUAAAUAGCUGCCCCGGAGGGAACGGAAGGCAUGCGCAGGUAUUCCGCUCGAAAUCUCAGCCCCGAGAAAUCGAUGAGAGAUUCCUAGACAGCGAACGCAACUUCUACUAUAAUAAUCGUAAUCAGUUAAUCGCGACUAUGAACGGUAACGGUUGCUCUCAUGUCCCUUACGUGUCGGAAAUCACGGAUAGUGAUGGUCAUCCGGUGGAAAACGUUGGUGGCAAGAAGACGGGCAAGGCACAAACCCUCCCGAUGGAUGCUGCAUCUUCGGGUAAAAUUGGUUUGAUCGAAACGAAUCUGGAUACGCAAGAGACGGUUAUCACGGGCAAAACCCGGAGCCUGAUGGAAUUAGGACCGCAACAUCGCGGUCAUCCCGACCGUCAUUUACAUCAUCAUCAUGCACUUCAUAACAGUCAUCAUCACGGCAAUGGUUCGAACGUAAUCGAUGGGGGUGCAACGAAGCGUCCUCAUAAGAGUAUGGAGUUCCUGUUGGAUAAGGAGAAUCAAAAGAAUGUGCUGCCGCCAGAAAAUGAACUUCAAAAAUCCCACGACAAUUCAGCCGCACUCAGCGAACAUCAAUUACGUGUACAAGCCUCUCUUCAACGUCUAAAUAUCCCAGAUUGGUUCCGCCAAUACAAUUCUACCCCCAAAACUGAAACUGGCUAUAAACUUAGCAAUUUCAAUCGAAAACGAGCUUCCGAAUCGGGACGUUGGGCAGGUCUGAAUUCAAAAACAACAUCCCUUAGCUCGUUGGGAUCACAGCGUUCAGAUCGUAGCCCGCUUAUGCUUAGCCCGUCCGCCCAUAGUCAUCAUGGCGGUCAAACAGGAUUCUCCCGAUGGUCUACAUCACAUCUGAAUUCAACACAAACUUCACCGAGCGUAUCUACAAGAGGCUCAUUUUCACGAGGUGCUGUUAUAAAUUCUAGCUUUAUCUCAGGGCAUUCGGUCAGUGGUGCAGUCGUGCGAAAUGCAUAUAGACAACCAUAUCUGGGAUGGAGAAGUCAAGAGAAGUUGGCAUUGGCACAACCCAGGACGCCACAUGAAAGACUUGCAUCUUCAGUCCUUGCGCAGCAACAGCAACAUGAACAGGAGCAGCUACAAAAGCAGCAUCAUCAGAAACACGCGCAGCAAGAACCACCUGUGACGCCUGAAAUACAAUCCUCGAUAAAGGAAGUUACUUCAGCUAUUGUACACUACGUCAACGAUCAAACGAAUCGAACGUCGUCCCGAAGUAGAUCAACAAGCCCGAGCUCAAGAAAAUGUUGGGUUGAAAGCUCAUUUGUCGGAAUAAAACCGGUCGAAUCACCUCAGACUCCAGUUAUUGAAAAUUCCUUCAACGCGAAUGCACAAACGUCAACUGGAGCGGGAGGACAAAAAAGUGGUGCUACAAUGAAUACAUCAACUCAUUCGGGUACGGAUAUAUUACGUAUGAAUGGAGUCGUAUCUGCAGAUUGUUCAUCACCGACUGCCGCCUCGCUUGAAGAUGUCCUAGCAUCCCUGCUUGGAUUGCCAUCUGAUUCCUACAGGUCCACAGGCGAUACAGUUAAUGAUUUGACAAGCGGUGGUCGCUUAUCUACAGUUUCACCUAAUAACUUACAAGUUGACCAACAAAGUCGUUUUCGACGCCGAAGCGAAGGUGAUGCUCAGAGACAACAGCAGCAAAAACAAAACCUGGAAAACGGACAAAACCCAAAUGCUUCGAAUUUGAAUCAAAAUAGUGAUAUGCUUCCCGCUCAAAGUCCCCGACGAGUCAGUCUCGAUUCGAGCGAAUCGAAAACUGCCUCAGAUCUCCUGGUAAGGUGCCGAAAUACUAGGUGCGACCAAAUGGCACUGGCAAGUGAGGCGAAAAAAGCAUACAAAAGUUGCCAUAACUGUUCGCAUCAAUAUUGUUCCCGAGAAUGCAGGCGUGCCCAUUGGGAGAAACACCGGAAGGCGUGUUUACAUUCACGUGUCUCCAACCUAUGCAGACAGGUGCUGUCAUCCUGCAAAGACGACACUGACACAUUGCGUCACUUGAGUUUACUAGCCCGGAAGGGCUACUUUUCGCAAGGACGUGGUGUGGUGCGGAUUCUUUUUCGCAGCCCAGAAAGUGCAGAGGCUUUCAUCAAAAAUGGAUUUCAGUGUCUGGGAGAAGCGUCUUACGUUCGUUGGCCAGAUCUAAUGCCAGCUGAAAUGGGGCUGGAGCUGUACUCAGAACUACUGCGGCUUAGUACCGAGUACAAGCCCGACUCAAAGAUGCUGAUCUAUGUUGCAAUCUGUGUUGUUUCCGAAGCACCGGGAACUGGAACUGCGCCAGUAAAAUGGGAACGCCAAUUAGUCUCGCGAUGUGCCAAAUUAAAACUAUGCAAAACAAUUUUGAACGAAGUUGAUCCUGCCCUUCAACAAAGUGCGCCACCGCAAGAACCAUUCACUGAGAUCCUAAUCCUUACAUUCAACACUCAGAAGAAAACGUCUACAAAAGAUCGUGAAAUUAUUUCCGUGAACAUUCAAACACUUCUCAGCAGACGAGGUGUGUCUUUACGGAAACACUAUCCUGAAAUAUACCAGCGCUUGCAGAACUACGUCGAGGCAAUAACAGAUAAAUUCGCACCAGUAACUAUUCAUCCAAGGGAUUCGCAAACCGGACAAGGAUUCGUGUGUAUUAUUAUGCCUAAUUCAGGAGAAACAGAACUAAGUCGACUUCCGAAAUCGGAUACGGGCAAUCGUGUAAGCACUUUUGAUGUUGGCGAAGAAUUGUUCGAGAGUUGAUUUUCAGCGUAAGCUUGCUCAGUAUAGGCUUUGUGCAAAGAGCUGUGCUAAUUGUGACUGUAAAAGGACUUUUUCAUAGAGAAUGUGUGAAAUUAUGGAUGAAUGUUUAGAUAGGUAGGUGGUAAGUGAUGGGGGAAUAUUUUGGAAAAGUUUUGAAUAUGUUAAGGUAAAUUUAGACUAGUGAUCUCGGUCGUUUUAACUACCGAAAAUUGCGAGAAAGUAGGGACUUUUUUGUAGUUCUCCCGAUUUUAAGGCUUUCUGACAUGUCAUUCAGAAAGACGGUGUACUUGUCUUUUAAAUUACUAAUCUACACCUUUCGUGUUUAAAUGUCCGCAACACACCCUCGGCUUCAUCAUAUUCAAAUUAUAUUAAUCCAUUCCUCGACGGUACUAGGGUGGACUUCAACCAUUACAUUACAAAGACUGCUUUGGUCACACUUUCCUUAUUCAGUCAAGUCUAAAAAGUUAUUUUUUUCAGCCUCAUAUGCAAUAUUUCGCAAGAACAUGUGCAACGAUCUAAACUAUAAACGACUCUAAUUAUCCUUAUAUUAUUAUAUCCUAUGAUAUUUUGGCUUCUCUACAAGUUCGCUUUUUGCUCACAUGUCGCUUGUCAGUUAGACACCAUUUAACCUCCAUAGAUUUUUUUCUUAUUCUAACCGGGGGUGUAAAAUUUCUAAAGGCACUGGUCUAGAAAAGCUACAAUGUGGGAUUUAAACCCACUAAACUGUUUCCAUCUCUAUAGACUCGCCAUAAAGUACAUAAAUGACAGAUCGGGUCUAGCUUACUCUAGGUAGAUUUCGUUCCCUCUUUCAUUACCAGAACUCAUAACUCCUUCCCUCAUUCUCAGCUUAGGAAAUCUGACGGAGGACCAAAUUUGAAACUCUAUCUUGCCAGUGAGGAACUAUCCCCAUAAGAAUGGCUUAUGCUUUACGAAAAAUUGUUUGCCCGCAUCGAGCAAUAUGUGCUCAUAGAUCUGUUCAUCUUCAACAUGUCUUCAAACUUCGUUCUUAUUUGCUGGAUAGAAAGGAUAUCAACCUUCCCAGCUAAGCGCCUUUUGACUUCAUUUACUGGGUUUCCUUAAAGCAAGUGAACCUUGAGCUCAUUCGUAUUCCGCUUAAUAGAGUUUCCGAUCCUAACCUUCGCAGCAUACCUUGUAUUUGUUCUAGGAGAUGGGAUGGACUUCUCAGAAGUCUCCUUCUUUACCCUUUUGUUAAAUGGCAAUUAUUUUUGACGGGAAAAGAGGACCUUCUGUUUGAGGAAUUAUUUUGAGUUUGACGAUGGGUUACCUACAUUAGGUUAUUCUUCAAUUUGUUUAUAGAGAGGGAACCCUUUGCUAAUUAUAAUAGCAGUUUAUUUUGAAUUAUCAUGCAUCCUGUCAGAAGGAGGCAUAUCAUUGAGCUGCUACGAUAUUGUAAUAAGCAGCGCUUCAGGCUCCCAUGUAGCUACACUUUACAAAAACAUAUGUGUGGUAAUGGAUGUAGUAUGCCAGAAUGUGUCUACCAUGCACUACUCGUGCUCUUUCGACGGCCUCUGAGAAGGAAUUCUAUGACUCAGUCUAGACAUUGCACGAAGUGCUACACUUACGAUGGACUCACCUGAUCCCUUGCAAACUCGGUCGGUACAGGAGGGUCUUAAUCACAAGACGCAAAACUCUCGCACCUACAUUCCACCGCCACCACCUGGUCCACAAAUAUGCGGAUCGGAUUACUUUACCAUUUACCCGCAUUUGACUUUGUCCGAAAAUGAUUAAUUCCAGAAGCAGUUGCCAAAUCUCGAUUUCAUAAAUUGCCAGCUCCACUUGAACCACCAGCGCAUCUCGCAAGCACUUGGUCUACGGAAAGACUGGCUCACGUUAUCCACUGUGCUGUUUCGGUCAUGGAGUGUGGCAUUUCCCAGAUAGGCGGACACUAUUUUGAUUACGAUCCAUCCCCUAGGUAGAGUCUCUUACAUGUUCUCCGCUGGUGAGCAAUUUUGCCAAGACGCAAAUAUGCUUUUUAACCAUUAGACGAGUAUUGGAGACACUACCAGGCCGUGGGCAGUGUAAAUUGGAAAGACUUGAAGUCAGUUUGUCUUCUGUGCUUCCAGAUUCUACAUCCGAUUGAAAUUUGAACGGAUUAUUUCUGAGGCCUUUAAGGAGAUCUACGGACAAAAAUGUCCUCGAUAUGUCGAGAAACAAUAAACAUCUCACCAGUUGUACCUAACUACCACCCAAGGCUUUGGAUGAAAAAGCGAUCCGUCCUGGAUCUUCCGCUCCUAUAUCAUGGCAGUUAGGCCUUCAAAUGUUAUAGCUCCGCAAUCGAACCUUAGUACAUUCUUAAGCUGCAUUAGCACAAAUAUAUAUGUAGAAACCUGUGUCGCCGAAACGCCUCCGUUCAGCUGUACUUUGUGGCAAACCUGCGCAGUCAAUUUUCAUGAUGUGAUAAGUCUUCCUUCGUGGUUGACGUUACUCAAUCCGAAUGGACCUUCUGAGUAUCUCGUAGUUCAUGAAGCAUUACAGAUGACCAAUGCUUGUUUCUAAGGCUUUGCAUAUGGUGUGUAGCACCUUUCCCUAAGGUCGCGUUGCGUAGAGCCAUGCGGAGUUCGCUAACUGCCCUGGCAUAACCGCGUUCACGUUUCUACGUUCAGAGAAUAUCUUAGCCAGCGGGCAACGUAUCAGUAUCAGUAUCAUACUAGAGUUUACUGUCCCCCAAGUGGAUGGCGGCAAAAGCGGAGAGAUAAAGUGCAAUGCCCCGCUGGAUACCUCGUGAUUAAGUUUCCAUAAUUUCGAAAUAACGCACGCAACAAACAUCUAUGAUAAAUAAUCUUGUUUAAAUGCAGCUGGAAAUCUUAGGGAGAUAAGCCACCCCCAGGUUGCAGCAAUGUGUGGAAUUCUUAUCCGCUAAAACCAACCCUCUUUUCCUGUUCCCGCAGAAUGACUAUAACAUAUUACGGCGGACCCCUGCAUAUAUCAGUACGUCCUUUUUAGCCACCAACCUGGCUUUCCGGAGUCGGGAUUCCUUUCCUGAUUUCAUCUGGAAGUUCAGAUUGCAAUGUAGUUUGCCCACAUGGCUGACGUUGCAUAAUGUCCUCCUUUCCUCUAUAAACUUUAGACAGUGGAUUAUUGUGCGCUCCGCGGGGUUCGAUGUGUACUUAAGCCAAUCGAGAAACUGAUUUAACCGAAAGUGAAGUAAAUACUUCAGUUAUUUUCCAUAAAUUUUUUCUUUGUGGAUUUAAAGAGUUCCGAGCCUACAUGCAUUUGAUAGCGGAUCACAUUCACGAACAGCCUACGACUGUAUAUUGAUCUACUACUAUCAAUUAACUUUUUUGGAGCCUCAGUUGGCUCAAUUAAAGACAUUUUUACCAUUCCCGCUAAGUAUCUUUCGAACCCCAUCUCAUUUCAAGCUAGACCCAAGACCUUUGCUAUUGUAUCCAAAUCACAUAUAGUCGCUUUUGUAGAUCAGCCGGAAUUGUAUUUCCUGCUCGUGAUGAUCUCCUCUGUCCCUUAAUCCUUUUUUUCUUGUUCACAGAUGUGAUGUCUGCAAUGACACGCUUCAGUUCACUCCAGGAGAUCCCGAGAUGCUUGCACUCCUCCUGCACUGAUCUGCGCCAUAUGCUCGUUGUCCUUUCCACGGCAAAGCGUCGCCAGCAAGAGAGCUGUCACUUUUCACAGACGUGAUGACUACAAUGGCACGCUUCAGCUCACUCCAGGAGAUCCCGAGAUGCUUGCACUCCUCCUGCACUGAUCUGCACCAUGUGCUCGUUGUCCAUUCCACGGCAAGGCGUCGCCAGCAAGAGAGUUGUCACCCUUCCUUAAUGUGUGAACUAUCACUACCACCAAUACCGCCUUCAGAUCAAUACGUACACGGGUAACUGGCCUGUGCGCCAACGAAAUUUUAGUUCGAAUUGUAUCAGGCCAGCUUAUUCGUAUGUUACGUCUUAGACAAAGGUUGACGAAGGGUUGGAGCUUUUGAAUAACAGUGGCCGUCACUUUCCAUGUGCUACUUUCACAUAUCUCUUCAUUUUAGUGCUGCUUCUACAGCGGAUUCCAAUCAGAUCACCUUUGAUUACCGUGGGCCUUUCCAUUGGAUUAUUGCUUACUCAAGAAAUUACCUUUAUAUAAUUUUCGGUGAAAAAAUAAAGGUAAGUGGUUUUGGAGGCGAACGUUCUCUGAGCCUUCACAUCAAAACCCUAGGCCCUCUCCUAUGGUGAUACACGUUCGCUACUAAGCAGAGUUGCAACCAAAUUAAUUUUUUCUUCCUCCUGCGCUUGUCAUUUUUGAAGGCUCUCAUGUAGAAAUCUGUAUUUCAGGUUCAUCAAUCGCUAUCCCUAAAAGCGCCCUAGCCUACACCAUCCUUCCAUCUCAGGCAGGGCCUGCCUCCCAUAGAUAUUGCCCUUACAGAAUUUGCAGGCUGGAUCACCCUCACCUAUACGGAUUAACCUAUUCAGCCGGAUUUUAUCCACAAUUA